GACUUUGUUUUAUACUAUGUAGUGAUGAUGCCAAGUACAGUGCCAUCUAGUGUAGCGAGUUAAAAUAAAUAGACGCUUAAGUUAACUUGCACUUGGGGAUGCCCCUUCGGCAGGAGCGAGAAACUAACGUUACCAUUUAUUCAAUGACGUCCAUUGCCCGUGAAUAAAACUGACUCAUACACAUUAGACAUCAUCGAUAAAAUUCGUUUUGUUUUUGUGACACCUGUUAAACGAUGAUUCACUCUGAUAAACGUUAUCACUGAUAUAGAUACUAUUCAACAGCACUUUGUCUGCUUUGGCACCGCGUACAUUGUUUUCGAGUUUAAAGGUUUAUUGUUUUUUUUUCUUUCUUUACUAUACAAACUUUUUUGUACAGUUUUGUGUAGUGUGAUGUUAGUAAGUAAAGGUGAUAUUAUUCUGGUGUGAGAAUGGUAAAUAAAUGAAAACUGAUGGGGGCGGUACCAUAACCAUCUUUGGGAUUUAGUACAAGGUAGCAGAGAAUACUGCCAACGGAAAAUAGAAUCUAUUAGGAGGUAUCAUAAGUACUACCUAACAUUUUGAGUCUGGUUUGCCACGGUUGAAGGCUGCUGACCUUGACGCGAAAACGUUCCACCGAUCAACUAUCAAAAAAAAACUGGACGGAGCACAAUAGCCGACGCUACCUACGUAACUCGUAUAUUUGUUGUCGAAAACACAUAAUGGCAGUUGAUAGUCAUGAAAGAAAUAGUGACGAUGAGUAUGAGACUAGUGAAUCCUCAAAUAUAAUCGAACCACCUCCUCGGAAACCAUCCCAGAUUAAAAUAGAAGUGCCUUUAUUUUUAACGUUAAUGGGACUUGCUCUUUCAGGUACUGCUGUCAACAACAUUGUGUUGUAUCGCAUUUGCGUGCAUUCCCUCGACUACAGUAAAGAUGUCUGUAGAGGAUUUUUAUCGCCAGACAAUACAAAUGACACACAUGAGAUAGAGGAGGAAGUGCAGAAAUAUGCAACAUUUUUCCAAAUGGUGUCGUCUAUACAGGCGAUCUUUCCUGCCGUCCUGUCCCUCUUCAUUGGUGCGUGGUCGGACGCUCAUGGCCGAAAACCCUUAAUUGUAUGGCCAUUGUUUGGUGUAACGAUGACAGGAAUGUUGAUAACUGUGUACAGCAUGCUGGAUGGCCUUGGUCCGUGGUGGUACAUAUUCGCAGUGCUUCCAUUUUCAGUCACUGGAGGAUACACUGUGUUGAUAACCGGCUCAUAUUGCUAUAUCAGUGAUACAACAACUACCGAUAAGAGAUCGAUUAAAAUAUUUAUGGUGGAAGGGGCAGUUGCUGUGGGGAACAUCGCAGGUUCCAUGUUAAGUGCACAUCUCCUCAGAUUAAUAGGGAAUACCUACUUGCUUCUCAUCGUAACAGCUUUGUACGUUACAGCUUACUCUUCCACCAAUAUCUUUCUAUACGAGUCUUUGACUAGUGCAGAGCCACCGCAGGGAGGACUAAGAUCAAUCAUAGAUAUUGGACUAAUAAAAAAGAUGGUGACUGAUUGCCUCAAGCAACGCCCAAAUCACGGGAGAGCAAAGAUUUUCCUAGUCACAUUAGCAAAUACCUUUACUAUGUUUAUCGUAUAUGGGUCCUUGGGCUUAGAAUACUUGUAUAUGAGGCAGAAACUGGAUUGGGCGCUGAGCAAUUAUACGACUUUCUCAGGCGUCAAUACGGCGGUGUCAUUUAUAGGAUCAAUUCUGGCAAUGACAGUUUUUCAACGUGUGUUGGGUUUGCGUGAUGUGCCUUUAGCUCUAGCGUCGUACAGUUUUUCGGUGGUUGAUUGCUUGAUCAAAGCAUUUGCAGCGACUACCUGGCAAAUGUAUGUCACUGCGGUGUUUUUCUUCAAAGCUUUGUCGGGUCCACUGAUGAGAUCGUUCCUAACAAAAAUGUUGCCUGCAGAGGACUUGGCGAAGGUGUUAGCGCUGCUUUGCACAAUGGAGUCAGUCUUGUGUCCGAUUGUAGCGCCUCUGAUAUAUAAUACGCUCUAUAAUUUUACAAUUCAUGAUUUCCCGGGCGCUUUCUAUUUAUUGAGUGCCUCCAUUAACGCCGUGUGCGUUGUUAUGAUUGGGUUCGUCAUGCAUUACGGAGCGGAUCCUACACCAUACCAACAAUUACCAGCCACAUUAUAAAAGAGAUAAUCCUAAAAGCUACUAACGGUAUUUGUAUUUCUAAAUAAAUGGAUAAUUGUUUUUUUUCGGACAUGUUAUGGCAAAUUAUGUUCAAAAUACAAGUCAGAGACUUGUAUUUUGAACAUUGCUUAUUUUUUCCGAAAAGGGGUUGAAUACAGUGUGCGUGUGGAUUGAGUGAGCACCUUCCGAAAAUAAUAAAAAAUAUGCUGAUCAUUUAGUAAAAGUUCUAAAACAAUUGUAAAACGAAUCUCUGAAUUUGUAAAAAGAUAAAUCAAAA
This is a messenger RNA of Leguminivora glycinivorella, 2421 nucleotides long. Its product is annotated as proton-coupled folate transporter-like. Lineage: Eukaryota; Metazoa; Arthropoda; Insecta; Lepidoptera; Tortricidae. Gene Ontology annotation, molecular function: transmembrane transporter activity. The transcript has 8 exons. Gene Ontology annotation, biological process: transmembrane transport. Gene Ontology annotation, cellular component: membrane. Bases 699 to 2144 code for a protein of 481 amino acids. The record is from RefSeq and is a predicted model, not a curated record.